CGGAGCUGACAACGCAGUGGAAGCUUACCAUAUGCUUGGGACCUGUCAACAACCUUGCAAAUUCUGUAAUCGCCGCCGCGCGCGUGAGCUAGCGUGAACCUCUGCUGCCGGCGCGAUGACGGCAUUGAAGGAGUGCAGCCGCAGCAACAACAGUGACGCUGCGGCGCCGUUGCCUGACGAGUCACCGCCUGUGAGGCCCUCCAGCGGCAGCCACUCGCCGGCGGCGAUCGCGCCGAUGGUGGUGGCCUGGACGGCGCCUUUGGCGAUCGCUUUCCUCCCCAUCGCCGCCGUGCUGCCGCAGCUGCCGCACAGUGGGCCGCCGACGACCGGCCGCGCCGCCGCGCUGCUCGCCUGCGCGGUGUGGCCGGCGCUGCAGCUUGGGCUGCUGCAGCAGAAGCUGGGUGAAACCCUAGCUGCGGCUAUCUACCACAUGAUGGUCCCGGUGCUGGCGUGCGUGUUCGCUUGGGCCGUGGCCCGGACGUUCGCGCUCACGGCGUCUGCCGGACGGUCAAUGCAGCACCAGCAGCCGCUGCUGCAGCAGCAGCUGCAGCCACCGCAAGAGCAGGCGCCUGACGCGCGCCCGGGGCUGGAGUCGGGCACAGCGUCGGCUGCUGCAGAGCUGCUGGCGCCAGCACAGCAGACAGAGGCACGCCCACAGCAGGUGGUGCCGUCGGCGACUGCAUCCCUCCUGGCGGCCGCGGCCGCGGCUGCAGUGCACGCGGCGACCCUCCACACAGCUGCGGCGGCGGCGAUGGCUAGGGCGGGGGCGCGUGCAUCGGCUCUGUACCGCUCGCGGUCGCGUCAAGUGACGGCCGCAUUCAAGCUGGAGGUGCCGCCGGGCGUGUCCUUCGAGGCCGCCGCCGCCUUCGUCUCCGCCCGCGUUCAUCUCACCGUUCAGGAGCUAACGCGCGACCUCAGCAGCCGCAACACCAGCGGCCGCAGCGGUAGAGGAAACGGCAGCGGCGACAGUAGCGGCGGCGGCGGUAGCAGCAGCAGUGAUGAGGCUACGGCGGGUCAGCGCCGCGGCGGCAGUGACGGUGGCGUGGCAGGGGAGCCGGUCGGUGAUGCGUCCAACGGCGGCGGCGGCAGUAGCGCCCGCGGCAGCUUCAAACGUGGCGGUGGCAGUAGCAGCAGAAGCGAGAAUCCCACGCCAGCCGCCGACGCCCGGCCAGCUGUGGCCGAUGCUGCCAGCGCUGCCCUGAUCGCGGCCUCAGCAGGCACCGGUGCCGUGCCUAGCAUCCCCGACCCCAUCUACAUCCCAAGCCCCGUCGAGCUCAAUGCGAUGUCCCGCAGCUUCAGUAGCAGUCCUGCGGACGCAGCGGCAGUGGCGGUGCCUGCUGCUGACACGGCGCCUGCUUCAGACCCAGGCACCGCACGCUGUGCAGGUAGUGCAGGGCUGUCCGAAUUGCCCCCAGCCCCAGCCCCUGCUACUGCUGCGGCUACUGCGGCUGCUGCUGCUUCUUCUGCCGCUGAGGCGGCGGCAGAGGCUGCUGCCGCAACGGGUCAGCCGCUGCCGCGCUUCGCCAGCUACGCGACUCAGGUGCAGUGCGUGCCAGGCUGCAUCGAGAUCAUUCUGCAGCUGCAGUUCGCACCCGAGGAUGAGGAUGAGGGGCAGGCAGCAGACGGCAUCCAGCAGCCUGUCAACGUCACCGGCAGCAGCAGUGCCGACGUCAGCAGCCGCAGACGUACGGGCGUAGCCCCGCUGAGCGCCGGCGCGGCGGCGGCCGUGCGGACUGCGGACGCGGCAGCGGUGGAGGCGGCAUUGGAGGCGGCUGUGCAGGCCGCCGUGAUGGCACUGGAGGCAAAGCUAAUGGAACAGCUGCAGCAGGCGGCGACGGCGGCGGCUGUAGCAGCGGCGCCGCCGCAGACGCAGCGGGUGCCUGCGGCUGUAGCCAGUGGCGGCGGUGUUGGCCAAGGCGGGAGCAGUGGGGAUGGCCACGGUGACGCAGACGCAGACGCCGCGGCGGCUGUGGCGCUUGCUGGCGAGCUUGACGAUGGUGGUGGUGAUGGUGGCUCUGGAGAUGAGCAGCAGCGCGAGGAGCAGGUGCGGAGGGCUCUGGCCCCGGAGGGGUCGCACGGCAGCCCACUGCGUGUCGGCAGGACGGGCAGCAGCCGCCAGCGCCGCGGAGCAGGCAGUAGCAGCAGCAGCGGCAGCAGCGGCAGCAGCGGAGGAGGCGAUCAGGGCGACGGCAGUGGCAGCAGCGGCAGCGGUGGUGGUGGUGGCGAAGCUACUGCUGCGACUGACCCAGGCUCGCAGCAGAGCACAGGCGGCGGCAUCCCGCGCGCGGUGUGGGUGGUAACGACUCCGGUGGCCUCUCGCGCGGGCACCGCCUCCCCUGAUAAAUCUACUGCAGGCAGCCGUGGCCGCCGCAGUAGCAGCCGCGGGCUCAACUCUGGCACCGCGCAGGUUGCCGCCGGCCGCGACAGCACUGGCGGCGGCGGUAGCAGCCAAGCCGCCGCAAGCCGGGGCCUGCAAUCGGGCACGGCGGCGGCGUCAGCGUCUGGCGAGCUGCUGCCUGUGCUGUCCGCCGGGGCGUCGGCGGCGGCCGGGGUGCGUGGCACGGACACAGAGAGUGGGGAGGAGAGCCCACGAGAGAGGCCGCAGGAGGGCCAGCAGGAGGGCCCACAGCAGCAGCAACCUGACCUGAUGCCGCAGUCGCUUGCAGCUGUAAGCGGUAGCAGAAGUAGUAGCGCUGGCAGCGCACGCGCGGCGCCGCUGCUGGUUUGCAUGGACCCCCCAGUACUCAGCACGGCAACGGCGGCGCUCGCUGCCGCCGCGGCCGGCAGCAGCAAUGAGGCGUCGGCCGCUGGGAACGCGGCGCGCGCGCAUUCCAGCGUGCGCCUUGACGUGUUUGCCCCGGAGCACUUCCGAUGGUAUCGCAUGCGUCCUGCUCCUACUGCUGCUGCAGCCGCUGCUGCAGCCGUUGCUGCAGCCGCUGCUGCUGCCACUGCUACUGCUGUGCCGCCGCCGCUACUGGUGCGGGUGGUGGUAACGCAGGCAGGCGCAGUGGUGGUAGAGGUUCCGCGGCUGGAGGUGGGGCCGCGAGGAGCCAGCGUCAGCCUGGACCUGUCUGGCUUGGCCGAGGGCAGUGCGGCAUUGCUGGUGCUGCCAUACCGCGGUGCCGGCCGUGGGCAGGAGGCGGAGGCGGAGCUGGCCGGCGUCGCGGGCCCUGCUGCCGCUGCCGCUGAGGCUGAGGCUGCUACAGCCCCGGCGGCGGCGCUGCACUACAGCCUCAUUGCGGUGGUGCCGCCGGAGGUGGCGGCGGAGCUGUGUGGCCUCAUGGGCCGCAUGGGGCAGGAGCUGGCGGAGGAAGCGGAGGCGGCAGUAGCAGCAGCUGGCGAGGGCGGCAUCAGAACCAGCAGCAGCACCAUGAUGUUCCUUGCGCGUGCCUUCACAGAGAACCUGUGUCCGCUGGUGUCAGACAUGGUGUCAAUGCUCCUGGGUUGCGGCCGGCUAGCGACGGAGCACGCUAGCAGUAGCAGCCAGCCGCCGCCAACAGGUGGACGGCCGGACGGCGCCCAUACAGACGCACAGCGCGCCGCUACCACAGGCGAUGCGACACCCAUCGGCGCAACAGCCGACAACGCCGCAACCAGAGAAAACAGCGGGAGCGGCGGAAGCGCCGCCGUCGGCGGUUUUGCCGUCGGCGGCGGCGCCGCUGGCCACCAUAAUCACGUGAUGUCCGUAAGAGAUCUGCACGAUCUGGCGGAUGGGCUUUUCGACUUCCUUCGUGACAUGGGGCUACCGUGCACGCUACAGUACAUCGUGGACGGGCUUGGGUCCAUUGCCGCCGCCGCCCCCCCAGACGCCGCUGCGCCCCAUGCCGCCGCCGCUCGCGCCUCCAGCGCGUCCAUAGCCUCAGCUGCGGUGGCAGCCGCGGAUACUGACGCGGGCGCUGACGCUGACGUGGGCGCUGACGCUGGCGCUGACGGCGAGGGCGCCCGCCGUGCCCCUGGCUUCCCAGCCCGCGAGCUCGGCGCUGGUCCUGUUCCGUAUCAGGAGGAGCCGCAGGAGCCGCCGCGGGCGCCUGGUAGUGAUGGUGUUGACGACAGCAGCAGCAGCAGCGGCGGCGGCGGCGCUGACGACGGCAGCCGCGGCGCUGCUGGCGGCGACACUAGUAGCGGCGGCGUCCUGGCGGCGGUGGACGAUAUGGCAGUGCGGCUGCCGGCACUGGCCGCGGAGAGCGAGUGGCUGCUGGUGGCGGUGAAGAGCGUGGCUUGCGGCUUCGGCGACCCGCAAGUGGAGGCCGCCUGCCGGCGCUUCCGCUGCUACGAGUGCAAGCGCCUGCGCCUCGACCACGCCGCCGCCGCCGCCCACGCCGCGCUGGCCGUGGCAACCGUCAUACUGGCGGCACGCGGGCUCGAAGGCCGCGGCGGCGGCGGCAGUGACGGCUGGGAUGGCGGCAGCAGCUGGGAUGUGCUGGAGGGGGCUGCUGGCGGUAUGCUGCUACAGCCGGCGGCUGCCGCGCAGGAGCUGCUGCAGGGCCUGCCGGCGGCGUGCCUGCUGCUCGGCCUGGCGCUGGUUCCAGCACUGGUGCUGCCGGCGGUGCUACUCGAGCUGGUCGGGCCGCAGGCGGGCGCCCGCUGGCGCGAGACCAUCGCAAGUCUGAUGCACGUGGCGCUGGUGGCGGCGCUGUGCCUGUACGGCAAGUACGGCGGUGGCGGCGGACCUGGUGGCGGCGGCGGCGGACCUGGCGGCGGUGACUUCGAGCCUGGCAGCGGCGGGCUUGGUGGUGGUGGCAGCGAGGCGUGGCAGCUGCCGCUGCCGCUGCAGGCCGGCCGGGCGCUGGCGUUGCUGCUGGUGGUGGUGCAGCCGGCCGCUUAUGGGAUCCAUUUUGCCAGCGGCUACUGCUGCUGGGUGUUGGACAUGGUGCUUCUCACGCUGGUGCACUGGCGCUGCACAGCGCUGGAGGCGGCGGAGCGCGGCGGCGGUGGCACGGGCGGCCCAGGCGGCAUGGGCGGCCCGGGCGGCCCGGGCGGCAUGGGCGGUCCGGGCGGUAUGGGCGGCAUGGGCGGCAUGGGUGGCAUGGGCGGCAUGGGCGGCGGCGGCGGCAUGGGUUGCGGCGGCGGCACAGGCGGCAUGGGCGGCGGCGGCGGUAUGGGCGGCAUGGGCCGCGGCGGCGAGAUGGGCAGCAUGGGCCGCGGCGGCGACAUGGGUGGCAUAGGCGGCAUGGGCGGCAUGGGCGGUAUGGGCGGCAUGGGUGGCGGCGCCGCGGAGCAGUGGGGUUUGUGCUGGGCCCCGUCGUCUUGGGUGGAGGCCAUCGCACCGGCCGUGAUGGCCGUGAUGGCCUCGAGUGCGCUUGUGGCGGUGGUGGAUACGGCCUGGCGCCUGUACUUCCUGCGCCGCCAUCAUCAGCACCAGCAGCAGCGACAGCAGCAGCAACAGCAGCAACAGCAGAAGCGCUUGGGGUCACAGGCGCGGCGGCGGGAGGUUCAGAGAGAGCGGCGGCAGCUGCAGCGGCAGUAGUAGCAGCAGUACGGGGGAGGCACGGUGGGAGAGGUGUGGCAACCGCAUGAUUGAGUGAGACACCUACCUGAUGCGGCUGAGGAAGCAAAAGCAGGAGCGGAUGAAGGUUGCAGCGGCGCGACAGGCAGCACCAAGGAGACGGAAAGCAAGGGAGAAGGAGAGUUUGAAGUUGUGAAAACUGGAGACGUAAAUUGCCAAGCAACACAGUUGCACGCGUGUCGCAUGCAUGUAUCCAUCGCCCCCAGACUUCCAAGGAUGCCCCGGCUACGACUCAAGGGGCACUUGAUUGUUUGUAGGUUUUAGUGCCCGGUUGUAAAUACUGAUGCGUUCUUUCAAAGCCGCGUGGCUGUUGUGUUGUUGACGUCAUUGUGACAUGCGCUGGAUGUGCUUUGUUAUGUGACGGCUGCCGGCUGCUGGCGCGGGACAGUGCCAUAGGCAGUGCCAUAGGCAGUGCCAUAGGCAGUGCCAUAAGAGUGCCGGCAUGUGUGGCAGUGCAAGGCAGCAGCAGGCGCGGCAAGGAGUAGGAGCGGAAGGGGAAGGAGAAGGAGAGGGAUAAGAGAGCUGCAGUGACGGCGAUCUCAUGUCGCUUGCUUGUAUGUUUCUGUGUCCAUGGAUGGACGGGGGCGUUCUUUCACACCCUUGCGGCUGCAGUGUUGUGGGCACUGUUCGGACGUGUGCUGCUGUCUUUUCUUAUGCUAUGUGGGGAGUAGUGGCGGUAAUACCGUAUGUCGUGCAUGGCGUCUGUUGACGUGCGUGCCUGGAGAAGUGCUCUGUCAAUGAGCGCCGCCAUAGACACAGGCAACGGCGGUGCCGCAGUCCGGUGUCGCUUGCAUGGCCCAUACAUAUGUUGGGAUUGAAAUUUACGGAGCGCACAUUAUAGUUUGGUAGUCUGGCCGUACACGGGCCGUGUGGGGCUGGGGAAGAUGGUGGCGUGGACAGAUAGCUGUAGAGUAGAUGGGCCAUGCAUGCGUGGACUGCAUCAAGGAGUCAGUGCAAGGAAUGAGGCGCGCAUUCGUGUAAUGGAAGAGUUAU
This is a messenger RNA of Chlamydomonas reinhardtii, 6499 nucleotides long. RefSeq lists its product as uncharacterized. The transcript has 7 exons. The record is from RefSeq and is a predicted model, not a curated record. The coding region runs from base 116 to 5467 and encodes 1783 amino acids. NCBI's taxonomy places the organism in Eukaryota, Viridiplantae, Chlorophyta, Chlorophyceae, Chlamydomonadales, Chlamydomonadaceae.